Drosophila mauritiana is the source of this 1006-nucleotide messenger RNA. RefSeq names its product peroxiredoxin 1. Gene Ontology annotation, biological process: response to oxidative stress; cell redox homeostasis; removal of superoxide radicals. Lineage: Eukaryota; Metazoa; Arthropoda; Insecta; Diptera; Drosophilidae. The record is from RefSeq and is a predicted model, not a curated record. Gene Ontology annotation, cellular component: cytosol. The transcript has 2 exons. The coding region runs from base 135 to 719 and encodes 194 amino acids. Gene Ontology annotation, molecular function: thioredoxin peroxidase activity.
UUCGCGAAUUUCAACUCGUGCCGAAAGGUUUGUUUGUGCGAAAGCAGCAGCUGCGAGAGAACGAGCAAGAGGAAGCCCACGCGGAAGUCAAGCAAUUACCGAGAAUUGUUAAGAGAAAUAUAAAACUGUUUAAAAUGCCCCAGCUGCAGAAGCCCGCUCCCGCAUUCGCCGGCACCGCCGUCGUCAACGGUGUGUUCAAGGACAUCAAGCUGAGCGACUACAAGGGCAAGUACCUGGUGCUGUUCUUCUACCCGCUGGACUUCACCUUCGUGUGCCCCACCGAGAUCAUUGCGUUCUCGGAGAGCGCCGCCGAGUUCCGCAAGAUCAAUUGCGAGGUGAUCGGUUGCUCCACGGACAGCCAGUUCACCCACUUGGCUUGGAUCAACACGCCGAGGAAGCAGGGCGGUCUGGGCAGCAUGGACAUUCCACUGCUGGCCGACAAGUCGAUGAAGGUGGCCCGCGACUACGGAGUGCUCGAUGAGGAGACCGGCAUCCCCUUCCGCGGCCUGUUCAUCAUCGAUGACAAGCAGAACUUGCGCCAGAUCACCGUCAACGAUCUGCCCGUGGGUCGCAGUGUGGAGGAGACCCUGCGUCUCGUCCAGGCCUUCCAGUACACCGACAAGUACGGCGAGGUCUGCCCCGCCAACUGGAAGCCCGGCCAGAAGACCAUGGUGGCCGAUCCCACCAAGUCCAAGGAGUACUUCGAGACCACCUCCUAAAGAGGCUAUCUGUUCGCUGGACGGGGCCGCUCCUGGCGAGUGGGAGCGGAUUCGAAUCGCAAAACCCCCGUUCAGGCAAACCAAUACACAUACUACAUUAUAUAUCCUACAUAUUAACCCUAGAGCGUAGAGAGAAGUAACUGUGAGGCAUCUUUCCCUGCAACAGCCACCCAAAAAAAAAAAGAGAGAAACACCUGCAGACGCUAAGCGGAAAGUGAUUAUUUUUAACUAUUUUUGUGUGCUUUUUUUUUGUAAUUCACCACAAUAAACGAUUGUACGGAAGAGAA